Rotaria sordida is the source of this 1932-nucleotide messenger RNA. NCBI's taxonomy places the organism in Eukaryota, Metazoa, Rotifera, Eurotatoria, Philodinida, Philodinidae. The record is from the annotation of a GenBank genome assembly.
AUGAAUGAAUUAACUGACAACGAUGAAUUAUAUGGAAUAAUUUGUCAACAUGAUCAUGCAGAUGAACUUGAUACGCGUCUCAACAGUUUAUCGAAUGUUGAUGAAAUAUUGAUGUUUUUACAUCUACGUGAUGAACAAUGUUUAACCUUAUUAAUGUUAGCCGCUCUAUAUGGAAAAGAUGAAAUGGUACGCGUUAUACUUGCUCAUUCAUCAGAUAUACCCAAACUAGUCGAACUUCAUGGAUAUGUAUUUCGUAUUGAUGGAACGUUUGUUAAAAAUGCAACAGCAUUGUGGUGUGCUUGUGAUCGAGGUCAUUAUACAGUAGCGCGUACACUCAUUGAAAUAGGUGGAGCUAAAAUUAAUAAUGGUCCGAAAUAUCCUUUAUUAAUAGAUGCUAUUAUUGUUGGACGUCUUGAUACUAUUCGUUUUUUAAUUGAAAAUAGCUAUGCGGAUAUCAAUAAUACAAGAAAUAAUGAUAAUUAUAAAUUUAAUAGUCUUAUUAUGGCAGUAAUUCAUGGUCAUACACAAAUUGUUGCAUUUCUUCUUGAAAAAGGUUCACGAUGUGAUUAUGUAACUCCAACAUCGAAUAAUUCAGCUUUAAGCUAUGCUGCGAUGAAAGGUUAUUUAGAAAUAGUACGUUUAUUAUGUACGGCAGGUGCUUGUUCUUUUUCAAAGAAUAGAAAUGGACAAACACCAUUAAUGUUAGCAGCUAAAAAUGAUCGAAUGGAUAUUGUUGACUAUCUAUUAGAUCACAGUGAUAGUGAAAUAGGUAUUAAACAACUUGAAUUAGUUGCUUGUUCAUUUAUAGUCGUAGUGAAUAGUAAUACAAUUCAACAGAUACAAUUUCAAAGAAUGAUAAGAUUAAUGCAUAAAAUAUAUGAAAUACGACAGAAAAAAAAUCUAACAAAAACAAUUGUACAACCAAUUGCUGCUUAUGCUUUCUAUCAAGAAUGUCAAAUAAUUGAAGAAUUUAAUAAAAUUGAACAUGAUAAUGAACGUUUAUAUAUUGAAGCAUUAAUAAUUCGAGAACGUAUUUUAGUACCUGAAAAAGAUGAAACAUUAUUUAAACCAUUACUUAUUAUUGGUGAUAAACUUGUUGAACAAGAACAGUUUGAACGUUGUAUUCAUUUAUGGGAACAUACAUUUUAUUUAUAUCAAAAUAUGAAUCUUGAAACUGGUCUUCAUCGUUUUGUUUGGUUAUUUUGUAGAAUGCUUUCAGCUAAUGCUUAUAUUUCUCCUCAACGUUUUGUACAAAUAUGUCGUCUUACAUUUGAACCAUCACAACAAAAACCAAAAGAUGAUUAUAUUAAAAAUGCAUUAUGUUUUUUAGCUAUAGCAAUAAAAAUACUCGAACGACCAACAUUAACUAAAACAGAACGUCAAUUAAUUUAUCAAUGGAUAAAUGAUUUUUCUCGUCAAAAACGUACUACAUCUCAUGGACAAACUUUAUUACAUUUAUGUGUUGAUGAACAAACUUAUUAUGAUAUUAACUAUCGACCGCAUGAUAUUAAACCAAUACUUAAGUUUCCGAAUUUAGCUAUCACUCAACUUCUUGUUACUCAUUACAAUCAAUGGAUUGAUAUAAAUGCAGUAGAAGCGACAUCUGGUAAUACCGCUUUACAUAUCAGUUGUAAAAAUAGUAUAAUCGAUUCAUUAGCAGUAGUUCAAUUACUGAUUAAUUCUGGUGCUCAUAUAGACUGUAUGAAUGUACAUGAUCGAACUCCGUUUGAUAUUGCUGAAGCAAAUCCAAUACGAACAUUGUUAAAAAUAAAACAAUUACCAUUACGACUUAAAUGUCUUUGUGCACGUCGUAUUCUUGAUAAACAAUUACCAUAUGAACUUAUAUGGCCAAAAGAAACAGAAAUGAAUAGUUUCUUGUUUUUACAUGGUGGUUUAGCAAAAUUUAGUGAAAAUAGUUCGACAAAUUCUUGA